CAGGACUUAGCUUGGUUUGGGGAACUAGAAACGUCAACUCAGACAGAGUGAAAUUAAAUACCAGUCAUACUCUGACUUAGACUGCCUUUACAGCACUGGGACAUCACCUUUGAAGUGAUCCCUGAUUUUGAGAAGAUACCCUUUCGUGUGGUGAAGACGCGCCACUUGCCAGAGAUAAAGGACAUACAUUGCAAUCAGUUCUUUACUUCUACAACUUUUGAAUGCAAUUUCGUUUGCAUAAGAUGUGUUCCACUGUGCGUCUAAUCCUUUUAUCCAUGUGCGUAAUGAACGCAGCACUCUCCACUCCGUUUGAAUCAGAGGAUGUUGUGCCCGUUCGGAUAAGAAUGAGCGGUCGCUUUUGGAAGAGAAGCGAGGAACGGCCGAGAUUUGUCAUCAGUGCAUUUGGCAAGGACAUGACUCUAGACCUCAUACCAGAUACCAGCUUUAUCCCUCCUUCCUUCACCAUACAGCGCAUCAAAGCCAGAGAUGUUGGCGCUUUACGCAGCGCUUCGCGUGCCAAACCUGUCCUGGACACAGAUCUCCCGAAGUUUGUAAGCCAGACAGAGGACAGUGGAGGGCAGCUGAGGAGCUGCUUUUACUCUGGGAACGUAGAUCGCGAUCAAAACUCCAUUGUGGCUGUCAGUUUGUGUUCCGGCAUCUUUGGCUCCUUCAUAACGGAGGGGAAAGAGUAUUUGAUUGAGCCCAAAGUUAGCGGCGGCCCAGGGCCAGACGCUGCCGAGCAGCUGCAUGUCAUCAGGAGGAGGACAUUCACCAAAAGCCACGGUGUUUCCCUCCUGUUUGAUCAUGCGGCGGAGGAGAGCCGAGCGGAGCAGCACAAUGGGGAAAGUUUUACGCAUGGCGACGGUGACGCACAGAGGGAACCUCGCCGGAGACGCUUUGUUUCCGCGCCACGGUUCAUAGAGACCCUGGUGGUAGCUGACUCAACCAUGACACACUUCUAUGGAGAUGAAAUACAGCACUACAUUCUGACCCUAAUGUCCAUGGCAGCCCAGCUUUACAAACACCCCAGCAUAAAGAACUCAGUUAACAUGGUGGUGGUGAAGAUGGUGGUUGUGGAGGACGAGGAGGUUGGCCCGGAGGUCUCCAGCAACGGAGGUGUGGCUCUGAGGAAUUUUUGCUCCUGGCAACAGCUCCUCAAUCCACCAAGCCAGAGACACCCAGAGCACUAUGAUACUGCCAUGCUGUUCACUAGAGAGGACAUCUGCGGACAGAAGAGCUGUGACACACUGGGUGUGGCCGAUGUCGGGACGAUGUGCGAUCCCAAGAGAAGCUGCUCAGUUAUUGAGGACAACGGCCUGCAAGCUGCCAUCACAGCUGCGCAUGAGCUUGGCCACGUGUUGAGUAUGCCUCAUGACGACUCCAAGACCUGUGAGAGGCUGUUUGGAGAUCUGGGAGGACAUCACCUGAUGGCUCCUCUGUUUGUCAGCCUCAACAAAACAGCACCUUGGUCUCCCUGCAGUGCCCUCUACAUCACCGAGUUCUUUGACAACGGACAUGGGGACUGCCUGCUGGAUGUCCCAGAGAGUAGCAUACCAUUACCAACAGAGCUUCCAGGCACCAAGUACAGCCUGGACCACCAAUGCCAGCAGAUUUUUGGAGAGGAGUUUAUCCACUGCCCCAACAUGUCAGACAGUGAUAACUGCAGCCAGCUUUGGUGUCAGGAGGAUGGGACACCACAGUGCACCACCAAGAACGGCAGCUUGCCCUGGGCUGAUGGUACCCCCUGUAGCCUCAACGGUACCUGUCUCCAUGGAGCCUGCAUGUCAACCCUUGAGGUGAUGCAGCCAUUGGUGGUUGUGGACGGCGGCUGGAGCUCGUGGGGACCAUGGCAGCAGUGCUCCAGAACAUGUGGAGGUGGGGUGGAGUUCUCCUACAGAGAGUGUACUGACCCUGUGCCUCAGAAUGGAGGGAAGUACUGUGAGGGACAGAGGGUCCAGUAUCAGUCCUGCAACACACAGCCCUGUGACAACAACAAAGGGAAGAGUUUCAGAGAGGAGCAGUGUGAAAAGUACAACAGCCCCUACUACCUGGACUACAACGGGAACAUGAAACAGUGGAUACCAAAGUAUGCUGGUGUUUCUCCCAGAGAUAGAUGUAAGCUGUUCUGCAGGGCCAGAGGCAGCAGUGAAUUUAAAGUCUUUGAAUCCAAGGUGAUUGAUGGGACGACCUGUGGCCCUGACACCACAUCGGUGUGUGUCCAAGGCCAGUGUGUGAAGGCAGGCUGUGAUCAGGUGAUUGGAUCCAACAGGAGAGUGGAUAAGUGUGGGGUGUGUGGAGGAAGUGGGCUCACCUGUAGAAAGAUCACAGGCUCCUAUAACAAAGCAACCUAUGGAUACAGUGACAUUGUCACAAUUCCCAUCGGCGCCACUAAUAUCGACAUCAAACAGCGGAGCCACAGAGGAAUCAAACAUGAUGGGAACUACCUGGCUAUAAAGAGAGAGAGUGCUGGUUACAUCCUCAACGGUAACUUUUCUGUAUCCACAGUAGAGCAGGACAUUCCUGUGCUGGGUGCUGUACUGAAGUACAGCGGCUCGUCCACCACAUUGGAGAGGAUCCAGAGCUUCAGGCAACUGAAGGAGACCAUCACCAUCCAACUCCUGGCCACUGCUUGGGAAGCCAACCCUCCUAAGGUCAAAUAUACUUUUUUCAUCCCUAGAGAUGUGACCUUCAAUAAAUCCAAGGAGAAGAAAGGCUCGUCACCAUCUUUGCAUAUGAUUCAUCUCUUCAGCGUUCCUGACUGGGUGCUGGGGGAGUGGUCUGAGUGUUCCAAGAGCUGCGGCUCUGGAUGGUCCAGAAGGAACGUUGAAUGCCGAGACAGUGCAGGUAUUCUCUCCAGCCAGUGUGACAAAGAGCUGAAGCCUGUAGACAUCAGGCCUUGCGGGGAUCUGCCAUGUCCGAUAUGGCAGUUGGGACCUUGGUCCACCUGCUCACGAACUUGUGGCCAGGGGGAGCGCCACCGCAGUGUCUUCUGCAUAGACUACACUGGGAAGACUGUUGAGCCAGAGAAGUGCGAUCCGAACAAAAUCCCAGAGCCAGUUUCCGGACAAUGUAUAAACCAAGAGUGCUUAUGAAGAACAUGAGUACAAUGAACUUUCCCAUUUUGGUCUGACUGAGCUUACCAACGAUGGAUCGAUUAUUGAACAGUCAUACUGGGCACAGGCCCAGGGGCCCAAGUGGUCAGAGAGGUCAAUGAGACACAAAAUGACCACAAAGAGACACAAAAUGACCACAAAGAGACA
This is a messenger RNA of Xiphias gladius (swordfish), 3260 nucleotides long. Its product is annotated as A disintegrin and metalloproteinase with thrombospondin motifs 8-like. Gene Ontology annotation, molecular function: zinc ion binding; metalloendopeptidase activity. The record is from RefSeq and is a predicted model, not a curated record. Gene Ontology annotation, biological process: proteolysis; extracellular matrix organization. NCBI's taxonomy places the organism in Eukaryota, Metazoa, Chordata, Actinopteri, Istiophoriformes, Xiphiidae. Bases 222 to 3092 code for a protein of 956 amino acids. The transcript is spliced from 9 exons.